CACUUUGAGCAACUUAAACGUUCGAUCAUGCACGACAGAGAAACGAUCUGCUUGUUAAAUAACAAGGCGAAUAUAAGCAGCUGCAGCCACCUGGUCGUGGAUAUGCCUUCAGGGGUGAGCAGCAUACCUGGCUCCAGGAGAGGGAACGGCUUCUGUGGGUCGUACGGCACAGGAGCGGGCCAAGCAGUUCGUCACAGCAGCCCUGGGGUGGAGCGCAUCUCAUUAACAUGGGAGAACAUCAGCGUCAGCGUCAAGACGGACAAGAGGAAGUUCUUUCGUCAAGUACAAGAAACUGGAAACCAUAAACAGAUUUUAAGGAAUGUGACCGGAGUCGCGAGACCAGGAACACUGCUGGCGAUCAUCGGCUCAAGCGGUGCUGGCAAGUCGACCCUGAUGAAUGUCCUGACGUGUCGUAACACCGCGCAGUACGUCACAGAGGGCGCCGUGAAGGUCAAUGGCGUGGACGUUGGGCGGGGCAUCAACGACAUCUCCGCCUACGUCCAGCAGGAUGAACUUUUCAUUGGCACUCUAACAGUCAGAGAACAUCUCAUAUUUAGGGCCAUGCUGCGGAUGGACCAAACGCUGUCAAAGUCUGCUCGUCUUCUGAGGGUCGAGGAAGUCAUCUUAGAGAUGGGCCUGAGCAAGUGCGCGGAGACGCAGGUCGGGACGCCGGGCCGGACCAAGGGCAUCUCUGGUGGUGAGAUGAAGCGACUGUCCUUCGCUUCAGAGGUUCUGACCAACCCUCCCCUGAUGUUCUGUGAUGAACCGACGUCCAGCCUGGACUCCUUCAUGGCCCAGAGCAUUGUCCAGACCCUCCAGAACAUGGCGUCCAAGGGGAGGACCAUCCUGUGUACCAUCCAUCAGCCGUCCUCAGAGGUCUUCGCCAUGUUUGAUCAGUUAUUACUUUUGUCUGAAGGACGGGUGGCAUUCAUGGGUUCUUCUUCCGAUGCAUUAAGCUUCUUUGAAAGCCAGGGUUAUUCCUGUCCCCGGAACUUCAACCCAGCAGAUUUCUACGUCCACGCGCUGGCGGUGCGGGCUGAGGGUGAGGGGCAACGCCGGGACAAAGUGGAGAAGCUGUGCAAUGCAUUCUAUCAAAGCGACACAUAUCACCAGCUUACGGACACCAUUACCGACAUAUGUAAAGAUGCACUUCAGAACAAGGUGCUAUCAAUAAUCGUUGAAGAUGGAAACAAACGGGACAGGUACAGGGCCUCUUGGAUCAGACAGUUGACCAUUCUACUAUGGAGAAGUUGGACCUGUGUGUACAGAGAUGUGGCGUUGUUCCGUACCCGUGUCAUACAGACUGUGGUCGUGGGAUUGCUGUUGGGGCUUGUGUACCUCGGUCAGGGAAACGACCAAAAGAGUGUGAUGAACAUCAACGGCGUCCUCUUUCUCUUCAUCAUGACACACUCCGUCACAUGCAUGUUCGGUGUCAUGGCUUCGUUCACGGCCGAGGCGUCGGUGUUCCUGAGGGAGUAUGGGGGCGGGAUGUACCGCACUGAUGUGUACUUCCUGUCCAAAACCCUAGCCGAGAUACCAAUCCUCUGCGCCCUACCAGUGAUCUCUGUCGCCAUCUUUUAUUGGUUGGUCGGAUUAUAUAACGACGGAAUGGCGUUUCUGGUAUGCGCCGGGGCAGCCAUACUUUUUUCCAAUGUGGCGCUAUCCUUUGGGUAUAUGCUGUCCACAGUGUCGCCGUCGGUGGAGAUAGCUUUAGCACUGGCGCCCCCGUCCCUGCUGCCAAUGGUGUUGUUCGGCGGGAUGUUUCUCAAUAACGCCUCGACUCCUGUGUACUUCCUGUGGCUGAAGUACCUGUCCUGGUACCAAUAUGCAUUUGAAAUCAUGGCCGUCAACCAGUGGAUGAAUAUAAAGUACCUGGAAUGUCCGGCUACUAACAGCACGUCAGGAAACACAACAGAAACAGAGACACGCUGUUUCCGAGACGGGAAGGAUGUUUUAGACUAUCUCAGCUUCAGUGAGGACAACGUCCUCCUUGACGUGGUGCUCCUCGUCACCCUCCUCGUGUCCUACAGACUAGUGUCGUUCUUCAUCCUCCUACUCAGGGCCAGGAGGUCUAGGUCGUAGCGCAACACAAAGCCAGAUCCAGACGCUCGGCGCCAGAUUAAAGGAAAUAAUGCAGGGUCCCGAAGCUCGCCUGAUACAAAUUGUAAACUGCGGAAGGAAGAUGUAUCUGUGUACAAACACAAACUCUUCAAGUAUAUUUCAGCUUAUGGUUCAUAUGUGUUACAUAAACAAAAACAUAU
Molecule: messenger RNA, 2261 nt
Organism: Haliotis rufescens (red abalone)
Lineage: Eukaryota; Metazoa; Mollusca; Gastropoda; Lepetellida; Haliotidae
Product: protein white-like
Exons: 19
Coding region: 28-2082 (684 amino acids)
Cellular component (GO): plasma membrane
Molecular function (GO): ABC-type transporter activity; ATP hydrolysis activity; ATP binding
Source: RefSeq, a predicted model, not a curated record